GGCCCAAUUAAAGCUCUUGAGUUAGUCUCUUCUUUUCUUUUAUUUUCGUCCUCCGCAUUGUCGCAAGCUUCGUCGGCAAUGGCAGAAUCGACGAGAAAUCUGACUGGCCUUGGAGGAGAAGCAGCGAAAGAAGCAGAAGACAAUGAUGAAUACAUGGGAGACUUAUCUCAGUUUAUUCCACCUGAACUUACCCAUGCUUCCAAAAGAAAGGAAUCUGAUAAGAAACCUGUAAUCGUUGAACCAUCUCGGAAGAAGUUAAAGAAUCUCAGCUGGCACGAGAGGCGAAGGUUAGAGAAAGAGAAGAAACAAAUAGAAGAGGAUGAACAGACAUUGGCUCGUAUUGUAGACACUCCAAUUGGUGAGUCUAACAAAGGGUUUCAGCUAUUGAAGCAAAUGGGUUACAAGCCAGGUUCUGCUCUUGGUAAAGAAGGCUCAGGUAGGUCUGAGCCAGUGACCAUAGAUAUUAGAAGAUCCAGGGCUGGUGUAGGAAGAGAGGAUCCACACAAGGAGAAGAAGAAGAAUGAGGAGAUCGAGGCGGAGAAUGAGAAGAGAAAGGUUGAUGAGAUGUUGGAGGAUUUCGGGUCUAGACAGAAGUCUCAAUGGCGUAACAAAAGAGUUGUGAUUAACUUUAGGAAGGCUAGGGCCGCUCUUGAUCAACUUGAGAAUGUACAAGUUGUUCCCGAGAAGAAGACUGAGGAAGAUGAGGAUGGUAAGCCUGAUGAAGAAGAGGAAGAAGAGGAGGAGAUCACUGAAGAGGAUUUGCAAGAAAUAUUAAUGAAAUUGAGAGACGAACAUCGGUAUUGUACGUUUUGCGGGUUCCAGUAUGAAACGACUGAAGCUCUUCUAUCCAAUUGUCCUGGCGUGAAUGAGGAUGAUCACUAGAUAAGUCAGAGUGUAGUAUGGAAGCAUGCCAACACUUGUCAAGUCUGCAGAAGCUCAAGUGAGGUUGAUAAUUCUCUGAUGUGGCUGAAGAGGCAAGAUACAGAAGACAGACUGUUUGCAGUUGCAUAAGCAAGUAGGUGAAGAGGUACACACUCAAAGAACUUUGCAAGGACUUGCUAAUUCCCAGUUUACCAUGCUUUGAUAGAUAGUAGGAUGAUAAAAGCAUGUGGAACUCUGAUUUGUGAUUUGAUAGAACAAUUUUUUUGUUGAUAAUGAUAUUGAUGUUUCAAUCUGAUCUCCAAAUUAAGUAAACCUGUGUAUCUGUUGGAUGUAAAAUUGUAAACAUAACAAAAAUCAUACAAACAAA
Camelina sativa (false flax) is the source of this 1249-nucleotide messenger RNA. Lineage: Eukaryota; Viridiplantae; Streptophyta; Magnoliopsida; Brassicales; Brassicaceae. The record is from RefSeq and is a predicted model, not a curated record.